AUGGCAGAACGCGGCGUUGUACCCGCACAUGGAGAUGAGCAUAUAAAUGAAGAAACCUUUGCGCAGUACAAUGCCCCGAAACACACCGAGCUCAUGUCUGGCAUACGGAUGCCGGAGGUUGACAUGACAAGAUUCGAGCUCACUCCCGCUACUAUCCAAAUGUUGAGCGCCAUGGCCUUCCGGGGUAGGCCAAACGAAGAUCCCAACGCACACCUCACGAGGUUCAAGAUGAUGUGCCGGUCCAUCAAGAGAGCCGAUCAGGUAACCGAAGAUGCAAUCCGCCUGAUCGCUUUCCCGUGGACGUUGAUCGAUGCAGCGCUCGACUGGCUCUAUGAACUCGAACCAGAUUCCAUUCAUACAUGGGACCAACUAGAGAGUCAGUUCAUGCAACGCUUCUUCUCCCCACAUCGCACUCAAGCUGCUUUGAACAAUAUUCACUCGUUCAAGCAAGAUCACGGGGAGAGUCUGCACGAAGCGUGGAAAAGAUACAAGGGCUACCAAAAAUCAUGCCCUCACCAUGGCCUCGACAAGAACUACCUGAUCAACACAUUCAUCAGAGGUCUACGGCCGGAUACCCGAACAUUGAUCCGAGCCGCCUGCGGAGGAAGUAUUUCUCACAUGUCCUUCACGGAUCUUGAACAACACAUUGAUCAAAUGGCGAGAGAAGAAGAUUCUCCAUUGGAGUCCGUAAGAGAUAUGCCCAGGAGAGAUAGCGAUUCUAAGUUGCAGCAGGUGCUAGACGAGCUCACCGCGCUAAAGACGAAACUCGCUAAUGCAAGCUUUGUCUCAUCCACUAGCACAUCAGGUGUGCAGCAAGGCGAACUUGCUUUGUACGCUGUUGACGAAGGGAUAGAAGAUGUGAAUUAUGUCGCCAACAACCCCUAUUCCAACACGUACAACCCAGGGUAUAGGAACCACCCGAAUCUCUCCUGGAGGAACAACAACGUCCUGAACCCUCCGCAAAAUAAUUAUCGGCCAGUGCAGAACCAGAACCAGCGGAUUCCACCAGGGUCGGAGGAUGCGAUCGAGAUGCUGGAACAUGUGGUCGGGAUAAGGGAGGAGAAGCUCGGGACGGCGAAUCCCGACGUGGAGGACGAGAAGAAGAGAUUGGCCGUGCUUUUGAAGGAAGCCGGCAGAAACAGAGGACGGAAGGCUAAAUCCCUCGAGACCCUUCUCGAUUCCAAUGCUAUUGUUCCCCUGAGGGAGGAAAUUUAA
This is a messenger RNA of Tarenaya hassleriana, 1215 nucleotides long. RefSeq lists its product as uncharacterized. The transcript is spliced from 2 exons. NCBI's taxonomy places the organism in Eukaryota, Viridiplantae, Streptophyta, Magnoliopsida, Brassicales, Cleomaceae. The record is from RefSeq and is a predicted model, not a curated record. Bases 1 to 1215 code for a protein of 404 amino acids.